Bicyclus anynana (squinting bush brown) is the source of this 4044-nucleotide messenger RNA. RefSeq lists its product as uncharacterized. The transcript is spliced from 9 exons. The record is from RefSeq and is a predicted model, not a curated record. The coding region runs from base 1 to 4044 and encodes 1347 amino acids. NCBI's taxonomy places the organism in Eukaryota, Metazoa, Arthropoda, Insecta, Lepidoptera, Nymphalidae.
AUGGCGGGCGUCGGUCACAGCACUCUGCUCAAGUUCCUCCACACAUCCGAAAUCACGAUGUCGGAACAACCAACCGAUUCACCAAUAGAGUCUCAAGUGCCGCUGCAACAGCUCUUGAGAACAGCUAACGCAAACACUGAUACCAGUGAUGUAAGGGAUGACAAACAUGCAGAAAACUCUAAAAAACCACAAAUAGAAGAAACAAAGUUCACUACGAACGAUUUAACAGAUAAAACCAAAGAAGGGAUAGACAUCGUACCUGAGAGAUCACUAAACGUCAGCAAAAAUGAUAAUUUAUCAGCAGAUAAAUACAAAACACCAGUUGUAGAUGCAGUCAGAGAUAAAGAAAACAAAGAUAUUUUAAUCGAAUACAUCAAAUCACUUGACAAAAACCCAGAAGAUAAUUUACUAACAUUUGAGAACAAAGAAAAAGAUGAAGUAGAUACAGAAGUAGCUAAAAAAAAUGAAGAUAUUACAAAAUCAGAAAACAAAAACGAUAAUGAAAAUUCAUUAUCAAAUGACAAAACUAAAACUUCAAAUGAAGAUGAAGGAACCAACGAUAAUUCAACAGAAGAAGCUACAGCAGAAGCAGUUGGGAACGUCGUGUAUUCUCCAGUCAUAACAGUGAUCAAAGAGGAGACGACGCUGACGAAGGGAGACCUGAAGAUGCAGAGGGUGGUAGUCUCCGAAGACAUCUCGGAUGUUACAACGGUGAGAAAAUUAACAACCGCAGAACAGGGCGAGCCGGGUGACGCACAUAGUGUCAUACAUAGCGAAGUGCUGGCUGUGGCGAUGAGGACAGACAAACAGACAGGAGACGGUGAACAGGAACUAACUAAAGGUGAACACAGCAAGGAUUUGAAGAAGACUCAAACAAAAAUACCGAAGCUAAGGUUGAAGCAGGUCGUAGAGAGAAUAAGGAAAGAGAAAGAAGAAAAACUUAAACAGGAAGAAAACAAGAUACCCACAGGAAAGCAACUGCAUUCAUCUAUUCCGAAGCUAAAGGAUGUAAAAACCCCGCCACAAAAAGUAGAUUUGCCAAAAAUAUAUGAUAUAAAUACCCCGCUACAAAACAACCAAAACAAUUUUAUAGAAAACAAGACAUCAGAAGAUGUAGAGUCUCCAAGAAUAGAUGAUGAAUUUGACAAAAUAUACGAAGAAAUUAUAGAAAAUGAAACUUUGAAUAACGUGCCGUCACCAGAAAAAAUUAGUGAUCCAAUAAAACUAGAAUCAAAAUUUGAAGAAAUUAUACACGCGUACGAUGAGAACAACGUCCAACCGAUUGUUGUCGAGAAACCAAAGAGUAAAAUACCACUACUCAAACGCAGGAGCGAGCAUGAUAUUGUAAUACCGCCGCCAAGUGAUAGAAAAAACUUGCUAAAAAGAUCUAAUACAGAAGAUUUCAAGGGUAAGAUACUUGUAUCAGUAUCAAAAGAAAUACUUUUGAAACCCAAUAUUGAAACUGAUAAAAGUAACAUCGAUACUACUAAAACAAAUGUAAGUAACACAUGCGUUCAUUCCGACGUUCUUUCCACAAACAGUGAUGAGUCCCAAUCUAGCAACACUAUUGAAGUCAAAACAAUAACUAAACAAAUGAGUGUCGAAACAAAUAAAGUUAACAUAACCGCAUCAACAGACAACGUUGUUAUGAAACCAGUAACUACGACGAAUGAUGUUUCUUAUUUUGAAACUGAUAAAACUGAAAAUAUUUGUACAACUAAAAUAAAUGAACCAAAUAUUGGCAUUCAUUCUGACAUCCUUUCAAACAAGAAUGUUGAAAAAAACAAAACUUCAGUAAAAACAGUAACAACACAAACAAGUAUAGAAAUAAAAAAACUCGAGCCUGGGGCCAGUGCAAAUAUUACAAAAUUAGAAAACUUUGAUGAUGUCAAUAAAACAUGUUCAAGACGCGAAAUUGCUGUUGAAAGUUUAGCAACUAUCGCAAAUGCAGAUGUUAGUACACACAAGACUUUAGACACAAACUCUAAUAUUUAUUCUAAUAUUUUAUCAGUAAAGAAUGUUGAAUCACUUGAUAGCUUUGACACAAGUAAAAUUAAAACAGUGACUACACAAACCAGUAUAGAAAUAAAUAAACUUGAUGUAAUAGCGACAUCAAAAAAGAUUGUUACAAAAUCAGAAAAAACAAGUGAUAACUUAAAAGAUAUGACAAAAUGCAAAAUUCCUGUUGCGCUUAAUUCAAAAGAAAAUAGAGCAACGAAAAUAAACUCCGUGACUAUAAACAAACAUCCGACAAAGAUUAAUAUUACAGAGAAUAUAUUUAACCAGACUACGUCUAAUAAAACUGAAGAGGGUACAGACAAAAAAGUGCAACAAUCUCUGCCCCAUAGUGUGACACACGAAAUUAAAUCUGCUACACUUCUCCUUCAGUCAGAUAAACUUUACAAACGAGAAAGUCAAAUUCCAGGAUCUCCAGAAAUUGAUAAACAGAUAGGAACAAAACAAUCUUACCUGUUACAAGAAAGCAAGACCUCUGAAAACACUAAAAACGUAAAGGCAAUUGAAAAUUUAAUUCACGAUAUGCCUACUAUACCAAGGACAAUAACAAAAUAUGAAAAGGAAACCGAUGUAGCAAAAAAAGAUGUAGAUGUAUUACAAAAUAUAUCGAGUCCUAAAAAAAGUGAAUAUAAUACCAUUAAAUCUCAUAGUAAUGUUUCUCAGUUAAAAGAAAACAAAGAUUAUAAUGUACCAGCACCAAAAGAAAUUGUGUCAACCACACAGAGUUUAAUAAAGAAAAUAGACACUGGCAGUAUGUGUGUGUCGACCAAAGCUAAUCCUAUUAAAAUAACAGAUAUAAGAGUACACCCAACACAAAAUGAAAAUAGAUAUCCCACGAGUCCAACAUCUGAUAAUAUUAGUAAUAGUAAAAAGAUUAUUAACAAAGACACGGUUGUAAUCAAAACAAAGGAAAAGGAAAUAAAAGCAGAACAAAAAUCAACCAAUUCAAUAGUCAAAGAACCUAAGUUUUCCGUACAAUAUUUUAGAAAUAAAAAUGAAACCGAAGAUAAACCAGAUGAUAACAAAUUUGAAGCAGAUAUUAAUAACAAGGUCAAAUUAAAUCCUGAAACUACUGUAAAUGAUACCAAGCCACAAACAGAUACUAGAACUAUUAUAGAUGAUAAAUCACAAACAGAAAGUUUAUAUACUGAAACUAAAAACAAAUGGAUGAAGAUUGCAUCUGAUUCGAAUCAUAGACCAUGUGACACACAGACUCCUGGUACUAUCCCAGCUACAAAAGAUUUAGAAAAAGAAAAGAAUAUCAAAUCAGAAGACUCGUCCUCCAUAAGUACAAAUAUAGAAGAUAAAGAAGAAGAAGAUAUCAUUCUUCUAAAAGGGAAAGUCAGCAGAGUAAUAAGUCGAUUGGAUUCGAAAGAUCACAGAACAGUGAAGAAAGAAGUAGAUGACUUGCCGACAGAAGUUUCUGUGAUUUCCAAAAUUGCUCUGUUUGAAAGAAAUGAGUCAACAGAUACGGUGUCGAAAAACGAAUUAAAUAUAACGAACUCAGAAGCUGCUACACAAAACGUAGCAAACGAUAAGCCGAAGGUAGUCAAUGAGAUUCUAAAGACAGAUAUUAACCAGAACGCAGUAGAACAACCUGAAACUGCAAGUGUUACAGACAUACCACAGAAUACAGCAAAUAAUUUAAACUCAAACAAAGCGAAUGUGAUGGAAACGAGGCGUGUGUUUAAAACAGUUAACAGUAUAAAUGAAGGAAAACCUCUGCGACGGACACAAUCUAGUUUUCCCGCUGGAGAAAAUUAUGUUCUUGCUGGGAAAGACGACGAACCGUCAUGUUUAGAAAUAUGGAAGGAAUAUAGAAGACAAAAGGAGCUAGAGCUGGAGCUGCGGCGUGCCUGGUCUCUCGCGGAGCUGGAGGGUGAGGAGACCAGGGGUCGCGUGCGGCGGCUGGCGGCGCAGCUCAGUGCGGGGGGCGAGCGGGCGGGGCGCUCGGUAGACAGGGCGGGCGGAGGCGUCCCUGGUUCCGUGUCGCAGAGGAUCGCCUUGUACGAGGUAUUUCUGGGUUAA